Messenger RNA from Cyprinodon tularosa, 2656 nucleotides. It is a transcript of the gene tmem65, whose product is annotated as transmembrane protein 65. The transcript is spliced from 7 exons. Gene Ontology annotation, cellular component: mitochondrion. Gene Ontology annotation, biological process: cardiac ventricle development; regulation of cardiac conduction. NCBI's taxonomy places the organism in Eukaryota, Metazoa, Chordata, Actinopteri, Cyprinodontiformes, Cyprinodontidae. Bases 346 to 1095 code for a protein of 249 amino acids. The record is from RefSeq and is a predicted model, not a curated record.
AUCCUCCUAACUUGACUCUCCUGUACUUCCAGUUCUUCUGUUGCUGCUUCAACUUCAUUCAUGUGUCAAACUCCGGAGCUCUGAAUCCUUAGAGAUCAUGAGGUUAGGGCGAGGGAAAGCGUCAAGAGAGACCAUGUCCGUCUUCCUAACGUGUAGUUCUGCUUUUACAUCUUUCAAAAGUCGUCGAUUCAUUCUUUAGUUGACGUCGAAUGAGGCUAGUAGGAGCGACCGACAAGCAACUUUAUUAAGCCCCAGCGGCAGUCGUUCGUGGAGCGGAGAGUCGCCUUCGUGCCCCACCGUUCGAAAAACCCUCCAAUGAAAUUGCUUUUAUAGACCGACUUAGUUAUGUUUACAGGGUCCAUGUUUAAGGUUUGCCUACGGAAGGCUCUCUGGCCGGCGGUACAGAAGUUACCGUCGGGGUUGAAGAAGUCUCCAGCGGCGGCGGUGGAAGCGCUGGGACUCCCGGGGACAGCGCGACAUGUACCGAGCUGCUGGAUGGGAACACAUGGGAGAAACGAACCGAGGGAGACGCUCAACUGUCCCACCAGGGCCAAAGAGUUCAUUUAUCGCCUACACCCGAGUGAGAGGACGUGCUUACUGAAGGAGCUGCAGAUCUUCGAGUCCAAAGCCAUCGCUCAAGAGACUCUGGAGCCAUCAGCGCCGACUGGAGCCCAGAUCAGAUAUGUUUUAUUCCACAACGCCGUCCCCUUUAUUGGAUUUGGUUUCCUGGAUAAUGCCAUCAUGAUUGCAGCAGGAACACAGAUUGAACUCUCCAUCGGAGUCACUCUGGGGAUCUCCACCAUGGCUGCUGCAGCCUUGGGGAACCUGGUGUCAGAUCUGGCAGGUCUUGGUCUUGCAGGUUACGUGGAGGCUUUGGCUUCCAGGCUGGGGAUGCAGGUUCCUGAUCUGACGGCCAAACAGGUGGACAUGUGGCAGACCAGGCUCAGCUCUCAUAUGGGCAAAGCCAUCGGCAUCACCAUCGGCUGCAUUCUGGGAAUGUUUCCGCUGCUUUUCCUGAGCGACGACGACGAAGAUGACAAGCAGAAAGGGGCAAAAGCACAUCCCAGCAGCGAAGCAGCAUCACACUCCUCCUAACAAUCGGCUCCAUCCACCACAGCAAACCGGAUUCGGUUUCAUGUCAACAUCACUAAAGAGUAUUUCUUCAGGAGGAUUCCCUGCUGUGCUACUCAGGCGGCUUCUCCCCUCCUGCUGAAUUCAAACAAAGCAGCGUUACUAAAUAAUUCUUCUUUUGAUAUUUGGCAUCUAUUGAUUCGGUUUGUCAGUUGUGCAGGUAUCACAUUUAUUUAUAUUCAGUAAUAAUAAGUCUCCAUCAUGAGGUCCGGUUCCUCAUUGAUUCUACUGUCAGCUCCUAGAAGACUGAUUGCUGGCAUUCAAAGAAACACUAAAACUCAUUUUUAGUCCCUAAACUCUGAAAAGGCUGCUGCUUUCAAACAUACUUUUAAAGAAACUAGUUAACAUUUGAAGAAGAUUUAUUUCUACUAGUUUGAUCAACAUAAUAUGCUAUAGUAUGUUUGUUUAACAUGGGGAUUUUACAGUAUCCACAUAUAUGAGCUAAAUGUUAGCUUAGCAGCUACCAAACUGUCCUAAAACAAUCAUGUGUUCUAAAUUUAUAAGAUAAUUAGCUUUAAAAUCGAUUAGAUAAAGGGUAACUCUGCAGUAAUGACAGAUGAGGGUCAAGCGUUAUGUUUUUCGAUUCAGGGGGUGUUCUGGUUUUCUUUGCUGGGAAUUAACAACAAACUACAUUUUUUCUAUUGUUGGACUGUUGACAAGCAGUUUAGUUACCGAUUCCUGCUUUGUUUCUGAUUCAUGUUUUAGAUCAGAAGUUGUCUGGGGUGGUUAGCCUUUUAUAUCUGGGGGACUCUGAUGAGUCCUGCUCUAAAACAACACAAUAUUCUGCAAUCAUGACCAGUGAAGGUGGAAAAUAAACGGGAAGUUUGACAGUAAUCUUUGCUGUUCCUUCGAUUUGAACAGUGGUAUAGAUUAGGGACUGGCCUGGUAGAGCUUCUUAUGCUAUUUUAACCUUAAGUAAAAAUACCACAGCAUCAAGGUUAGACUUAACAUAAAAGGUAUAGAUUCAAUCCCCUUUGGGUAAGAACCGAAGAGAACGACUCUUCUUAUAUGGUUAUUAUGAUUCUGUUUAUAAUUAUGAAUUUAAUCAUUAUUUUGUGUUUGACACAUCAGUAAAACGAAGAACAAACCUUUAGUUGAGUUGAAACGAUUGUUGUGUGGAAUAGUUUACAUUUACAGUUAGACUGUCUGCUGUUCUUACCAGUCUGCUCACCAGGGAUGCUACUUGAAGCUUGUUAACUACUUUAAAGCAGUCUAACCAACAGGAUAGAUGAGUAGCACUACUUUAGUUGUAGUUUUUGGCUUUUUCUCGCGUUUUCCUGCUAAAUCAGUCCAGCUAUUGCAAACAAAACUCAUCUGCUCACCGAAUAAAGACGGCUGCAUAUGCAGAGGGCUGGGGAUUUACUGGCUUCGAAUGACUUUUACUUCGAUGCCUUAGCAGCACUUAGACAUUUUAUUUAUAGUUUUCCUUUCUAGUUCCCAGAAUCACUUUACUUUUCAAUGUUUCCAGGUAGAUCUAUUCAGUGGACUGAUUUUAAACUGAUUAGAAGGCAGAGAAUAUUCAUUU